AUGCGCUUCAUCAGCCUCAUCCUCGUUGCUCUCAUGAGCAUCUUCGUCGACUCCGUCCUCGGCGCUGCUUGCUUCUCCGAAAAGGCCAGCGGAAGCUGCUUGACCAAAGCCCGUCUCGGAACCGCCAUCAAAACCUACUGCAAGAACAACUGGCGCCAGACCACCACCAACUGGCGUCCAUGGAAGGGUGAUAACGGCGCCAUGGGCCAGAUCGGUCAUCUCGGCGUGUUCAAGACUGAAGCCGCCUGCCGUCGUCUCGGAAACCAUGUCGUUAACAAGUGCUAUGGCGGUCCCAAGGGUGGUGCUGCUGAGAAGGCCGGAGCUGCUAUCAACAUCAUCUGGUGCCCCUUUUCGUCUCAGUAAACUCACCUCACUAGUUCACUAGUUGGUGGGAUGAGCUGAUGUGAUGUACUCUGUUAGGAGGUCAGUGGUAUCACGAGGUCAAGAAGUCAAGAAUCCAAAAUGAUAUCUAAUGUACCGAGACCAAGAAAUCAAGUCAAGUCAAAAUUCGUUCAUUCAUUUGUAACCUGUAGGCCUGCUCCGAUCAGAGUAACAUGAAGCUUGAAGAAAAGAAGAAGCAAACAUGGAAGGGUAUAAUAUAUA
Trichophyton rubrum CBS 118892 is the source of this 603-nucleotide messenger RNA. RefSeq lists its product as uncharacterized. Lineage: Eukaryota; Fungi; Ascomycota; Eurotiomycetes; Onygenales; Arthrodermataceae. The record is from RefSeq and is a predicted model, not a curated record. The coding region runs from base 1 to 363 and encodes 120 amino acids. The transcript has a single exon.